Molecule: messenger RNA, 1098 nt
Organism: Fusarium vanettenii 77-13-4
Lineage: Eukaryota; Fungi; Ascomycota; Sordariomycetes; Hypocreales; Nectriaceae
Exons: 1
Coding region: 1-1098 (365 amino acids)
Source: RefSeq, a predicted model, not a curated record
AUGGCGGCCUCAACAAAUGGUACUUCUCAGGGAGUGAGAGGUGCUAUGAAAUCAAGCGACCCUCUUCCUCUUACCGUCGAAGAGCUCACCGCCCCCUGGUUCACCAAAAUUCUAGGCAAGCCAGUCCAAGAUGCAAGGGUCGUUGAAGCCAUCCACGGUACAGCGUCCAAGAUCCUUCUUGAACUAACCUUUGAGGACUCUGCCGAUGUUCCGAUGAGGGUUUGCGUCAAGGGCGGCUUCAAUCCGGCUCUGACCGUCAUUCCCUAUAUGCUGGCCGUCUACCGACUGGAAGCCGAGUUCUACUACCACGUCGCCCCAACCAUUAGGAUGCCUCUCCCUCCAACUCUUUACAGUGGCACGGAUACCAUCAAUGGACAGGGAAUCGUUGUGAUGGCCGACCUAAAGUCCCAGGGGUAUACAUUCGGAAACCCCCUUGAGACCUGGCCUGUCGAUCGCGUGCAAACGAGCGUCGAGCAGCUAGCUAUUCUCCACGCGAGCACCUGGGGCAGCACACCUGACGACAUUCCGUGGGCUAGUCAAACCGUUUCGCUCAGGGAUGCCAUCUUGGGCCUGGCUGCCCCAGAGGCAUGGGAGAAACAAUUUGCUGGGGAGACUAGACCUCCAGUGCCGAACCACAUGAUGAACCGCGAGCGGAUGACAACGGCGUUUCAGGCUCUCUGGAAGCCAUCUAACUCGACGCUCAAUUGCCUAGUCCACGGCGACGCGCAUAUCGGCAAUACCUUCAUUUCGCCUACUGGAGAACCUGGGUUUCUAGACUGGCAGGUUAUACAUACCGGUUCAGUUAUGCAUGAUGUCUCCUACUUUAUCAUCGGCGCACUAUCGAUUGAGAACCGUCGGAAUCACGAGAAAGGGCUUGUGCAGUCGUACCUCGACACCUUGUUCCGCGCCGGAGGGCCUCGGCUCCAAGUCGAACAGGUUUGGGACGAAUAUCGCAAGCAUACAUUCCAUGGGUUUGCGUGGGCUCUCGCUACACCAAUGAUGCAGAGCCGCGAGAUUGUUCAUGCGAUGACGGAACGCCACUGCGCAGCAAUUGUAGAUCAUAAGAGCAUUGAACUGCUGGUAGGGACCGAAGAGUAG